UAUAUGUAACACUAUAAAUAUAAAUGGCUGACUCUCCACCUCAUCUUAACAUGAGUCAACAAGACCAUCCACCAAGCCCCACCGAAAAUCCUCUCAGCCCGCCACCAUCUCCGCCGCCGUCUCCUCCACCGCCGCCGCCGCCGUCGAUUCUUCCUCCUCCUCGGUCUUUACUACCGGCGGAGGCUAUGGUGCAGCAAUCGAGGGAUCAAUCGCAGCAUUUGCAGCCGAGUAUCAGCAGCGAAACACUGCCGUCGCCGAAAAAGGUCAAGAAAACCGCCGCCGGAACCUCCACCUCCGCCACCCGCCCCGCCGCCGGCGCCGGGAAGCACGCGGUGUACCGCGGCAUAAGGAGCCGCAGCGGGAAGUGGGUGUCGGAGAUUCGGGAGCCGAAGAAGACGACGCGUAUCUGGCUGGGCACCUACCCCUCGCCGGAGAUGGCCGCCGCCGCCUACGACGUGGCGGCGCUGGCCCUCAAAGGCGGCGACACCCUACUGAACUUCCCCGAUCGUGCUAGUAGGUACCCGACCCCGGAUUCGCCUUCCCCUCAGGACAUCCGCAGGGCCGCCGCCGCGGCGGCGGCUAUGAUGAAGCCGGAGAGCGGCGGCGAUGAAGCGCCGCCGGAGGCGGCGGCGGCCGCCGCCGGGGGGGAACCUCCUCCUAAUGCGGAGGCGUUGACUACUGGGCAUGAUCAAUUCGUCGACGAGGAGGCGCUGUUUCAUAUGCCUAAUUUACUGUUGAGCAUGGCGGAGGGAAUGCUGGUCAGCCCGCCGCGGAUGGGUUCCCGGCCGCUGGAUGACUCGCCGGAAAAUUCUGAUGCUGAAAGUCUGUGGAGCUAUAGUUUUGAUUAAUUAGCUCUGAUUUUAAUUAUUAUAUUAUUAAUUUAUUAUUAUA
Molecule: messenger RNA, 891 nt
Organism: Erythranthe guttata (spotted monkey flower)
Lineage: Eukaryota; Viridiplantae; Streptophyta; Magnoliopsida; Lamiales; Phrymaceae
Product: ethylene-responsive transcription factor ERF027
Biological process (GO): regulation of DNA-templated transcription
Molecular function (GO): DNA-binding transcription factor activity; DNA binding
Source: RefSeq, a predicted model, not a curated record